AUGACGACGACGAGGAUGCGCGGUGGUGGUAGUGGUGGUGGUGGUGAUGGUGGUGGUGAUGAUGGUCGUCGUCGUCGUCUUCGAAGCGAACGAGGAGCGCGCGGCGUCGGGGUUGGGCGGGCGUUUUGUCCGUGGGUCGUGCUGAUGUGUUUGUUCUCCCCGGGAGGGAGGAUGGUAAACGUACCUUUGCCAAGGACGGUGGUUUCGUCAUCGUCGGCGGGUUGGUCGGCCUCCUGGGCGGCAUCGAGAGGGAUCGCGUGCGUUGAGGCGGUGAAGUUUAUGACGACGUAUCAUAACGAUACGAUUAUGGUGACGAGGAAUGGUCGCGAGAUUCACGUCAACGCGGACGAGGAGACGUUGAUCGUCGGAGACGUGCACGCGCACAACCAAGAGGAGAGGAGCGAAAUAAAAGGCUCCGUGGUGGUGCGAGAAGGUGGGCGGGUGGUUGUGAACGAUAUGGACGUGGAAGAUACCAUUGAUGGCCUUUCGGACGAGAUGGCGUCUUUGAGAGCGAUGGCGGCGGGGUUGCAGGCGACUUUGACGCCGCCGCCGGAACCGCCAACGGGUCCUCCGAGUCCUCCGCCGACGGGAAAUUUGGCGUCACCGCCACCGCCACCGCCACCGCCGCCGACGACAACGGUGCCGAUUGCCUCACCUCCACCGCCGAUGGAGCCUGUGGCAUCGGUGAAAGCGCUCACGGAUGCAACGUUCACGAAUGCGAUUACGGCGUGCUUGAGCGAAAGCGGCUGCGUUACUGGCGAAUGCCCGAAUUAUGGAAGUAGUUCGGGAUACGGAACGAUGCCAAACUGGGAUACGAGUCAGAUUACGAAUAUGAACGAGUAUCCUCUGUUUGGUACCUGUCAAGAAACGUUCAACGGGGACGUUUCGAAGUGGAACGUAUCGCAGGUGACGAACAUGUAUCAAAUGUUUCAAAACGCGAAGGCGUUUAAUCAAGAUAUCGGCAAAUGGGACGUGUCGGGGGUGACGCACAUGGGAAAUAUGUUUCACACGGCGAAAGUUUUUGACCAAGAAAUUGGUCGAUGGGACGUUUCACAGGUCUCAAAUAUGCAAUUCAUGUUUUGGGCGGCGUCCAAGUUUACCGGGAGUAUUACUCGAUGGAACGACGCGAAAGCGUAUCAGCAUUACAUAUUCUACCAAGCGACGGCGUUUUCGGAGAAGUUCGCGUGCGACAAUCAAUACAGUGGCCCCGUGCACUCUUGCGAGUGUAAAUCUAAGUUGUACUGUCUCACGGAUGCGAUGUUCUACGACGCCGUUCGCGAGUGUUUAGCCGAAGAUCCCGUCGCCGGUUUGUGCGAAAAAUAUGGAUCGAGGACUAUGAGAUUUGGAGUUAUGCCGAAAUGGAACACGCGUUGGGUGACAAACAUGAACGGUGAAAAUGAAACUACGUCGACUUUGAUUGGAUUUGCGGGAAAGGCGGAAUUCAACGGAGACUUGUCGAAUUGGGACACGUCGCGCGUCACGACCAUGCGCAAAAUGUUCUUCAAAGCUUCCGCUUUUGAUGGAGAUUUGAGUAGAUGGAACACGUCGCAAGUGACGACAACGCAGCGCAUGUUUGAGUACGCUUCUCGUUUCAAUGGCGAGAUUGGUAAUUGGGAUGUGAAGAAGUUAAAAUCGAUGGGAGCGAUGUUUUCUCGGGCGUAUUCGUUCAAUCGGGACGUGAGCGCGUGGGAUACGUCCAACGCGCUCGACAUGGCGUUUUUAUUUCGCGACGCGAUCUCUUUUAAUCGAGAUGAAUUCAUUUCAAAAUGGACCGGAAAAGCUACCAUUGUCGCUCAAACUGGAAUGUUUUCGGGGGCGACGGCGUUUCUGUCAAAGUACGGCUCGAUUUGUGGAGAAGACGGUCCUUUAAAGGCGUGCGCGCAAGUUCCGAUUGAAAAUGCGUGCAACGAAACAAUUUCUGGAACCGGGGGCGUCGAUUACGUUGGGUGUCAAGCGAAGACGAAAAAUGGGUACGCGUGCAUGAAUUGGAGCUCGGAAGACCCGCACGCGCACUCGUACACUUUGGUUGGCGACCACAACUUUUGCAGAAAUCCAGAUGAACAUACGAACAUUUGGUGCUAUACGACGGAUCCUUUGAAACGCUGGGACGAUUGCGAACCACUUCCACCGGAUAAUUAUGCCACUUUCAUGGACGCCAUUCAAAAGUGUCUUCAAGAAUCCCCCGUUGAGGGUCAGUGCGCGUCGUAUGGGCGUUCGACGAGUUACGGAGCGAUGCGUAUUUGGGACACGAGCAAAGUGACCAAGAUGCUCGACGCGUUUAAAGCGCAUCCGACGUUUAACGGCGAGAUUGGAUCAUGGAACACUUUGCAAGUCACAACCAUGGAAGGAAUGUUCCGCGAUAGUAUUGCGUUUGACCAAGACAUCGGUCAGUGGGAUACUGGAAGAGUCAUCACGAUGAGGGAGAUGUUUCGAAACGCGUCUGCGUUUAAUCAAAACAUUAGCGGAUGGAACACGGCGAACGUUCAAAACAUGGAAUCAAUGUUUGAAUCGGCAAACGCAUUUGAUCGCGAUAUAUCGAUGUGGCAAGGUUUGGGCGCGACUACGGUGCAACCAAACGUGUUCAUCAACGCGAAAGCUUUCGGAGAAAAGUUCAGCUGCGACAGAGAUGGACCGAUUAGCGCGUGCACGCGCGAGACGAUCCGACCGCCGCCGUCGCCGCCGUCGCCGCCGUCGCCGCCGUCGCCGCCGCCGCCCCCCGUCACUCCUAUCCCGGAUGCGAGUUGGCACGCCCUUGUCGCGGAGUGUUUGGCCGAAGAAGGGGCCGAAGUUACCGGCGAGUGCACUGAGUGGGCUUCCGGAAAUAAUUACGGGACGAUGCCAAAUUGGGAUACAAGUUUGGUGACGGAUAUGAGUGGAUCGGAUGGAACUGUGCUCAGAGGCUUUGGGGGUAAAAGUUCAUUCAAUGGUGACAUUACGGAAUGGGACACGUCGCAAGUAACAGAUAUGCAAUACAUGUUUAAUAGCGCUUCUGCGUUCAACCAAGACAUUUCGAGUUGGGAUGAUUCAAAAGCAUCCUCACGCGCAUACAUGUUUCUCGAAGCGACUGCUUUCCAGGCCAAGUUUAAGUGCACCGACGCCGUCACCGGUCCGGCGAGUUCGUGCGUAGGUCCCUCGCCAAUUCCAGACGCGAGCUGGCAUACUUUUGUCGGGCAGUGUUUGAUGUGGGAAGAAUCUAUCUAUGGUAUUGCGGAGACUGGAGAAUGUAUAGACUGGGCUCGAUCGAAAGACGUUUGGUACGGGACGAUGCCGAAUUGGGAUGUGAGUUUGGUGGAAGAUAUGAGUGGAUAUACUGGAAGUGCUUAUCAAGGCUUUGGCGAUAAAAGUUUAUUCGACGGCGAUAUUUCGAGGUGGAACACAGCACAAGUGACUAAUAUGGGACAUAUGUUUCGUAGUUGUUCUGCGUUCAACCAAGACAUUGGGAGUUGGAACACAGAAAAAGUGACUACUAUGUAUAGAAUGUUUCGUUCCGCUUCUGCGUUCAACCAAGACAUUGGGAGUUGGAACACAGCGCAAGUGACUACUAUGUAUAGAAUGUUUCGUUCCGCUUCUGCGUUCAACCAAGACAUUGGGAGUUGGAACACAGCGCAAGUGACUGAUAUGACAUAUAUGUUUUUUAAAGCUUCUGCGUUCAACCAAGACAUUGGGAGUUGGAACACAGCGCAAGUGACUGAUAUGAAUAGGAUGUUUUUUGAAGCUUCUGCGUUCAACCAAGACAUUGGAAAUUGGAACACAGAAAAAGUGACUGAUAUGCAAGCUAUGUUUGCUCGCGCUUCUGCGUUCAACCAAGACAUUGGGAGUUGGAACACAGAAAAAGUUACUAAUAUGAUAGGUAUGUUUGCUCGCGCUUCUGCGUUCAACCAAGACAUUGGGAGUUGGAACACAGAAAAAGUUACUAAUAUGAUAGGUAUGUUUAAUUCCGCUUCUGCGUUCAACCAAGACAUUGGGGGUUGGGACACAUCGCAAGUGACGGAUAUGGCAUAUAUGUUUGCUUCCGCGUCUUCGUUUAACCACGACAUUUCUUCGUGGACCGGAUCCGCAGCGACGUCAGCGCAAACUGACAUGUUUCUCGACGCAACUGCGUUUCAAGCGAAAUUUAAGUGCACCAACGAAAUCACCGGUCCGGCGAAUUCGUGUGUAGGUCCCUCGCCAAUUCCGGAUACAAGCUGGCAUGCUUUCGUCGGGGAUUGUUUGAUUGAAUCUGACGCGAUUGGAGAGACUGGAGAAUGUAUAGUCUGGGCUCGAUCGCAAAACGUUUGGUACGGGACGAUGCCGAAUUGGGAUACGAGUUUGGUGGAAGAUAUGAGUGGAUAUGAUGAAGGAAAUUUUGCUUUUCAAGGCUUUGGCAAAAGUACAUUCAACGGCGAUAUUUCGAAGUGGAACACAGGAAAAGUGACAAAUAUGUUUUCUAUGUUUCGAGAUGCUUCUGCGUUCAACCAAGACAUUGGGAGUUGGAACACAGCGCGAGUGACUAAUAUGGGAUAUAUGUUUCUUUCCGCUUCUGCGUUCAACCAAGACAUUGGGAGUUGGACCACAGCGCAAGUGACUUCUAUGGGAAAUAUGUUUGCUUCCGCUUCUUCGUUCAACCGAGACAUUGGGAGUUGGAACACAGAGAAAGUAACUAAUAUGCAAUAUAUGUUUGGUUACGCUUCUGCGUUCAACCACGACAUUGGGAGUUGGAAUACAGAAAAAGUAACUACUAUGCAUAAAAUGUUUCUUUACGCUUAUGCGUUCAACCAAGACAUUGGGAGUUGGAACACAGCGCAAGUGACUGAUACGAGACAAAUGUUUGCUCAAGCUUAUGCGUUUCAAGCGAAAUUUAAGUGCACCAACGAAAUCACCGGUCCACCGAAUUCGUGUGUAUUGAAGCAAAGCUACUGGUCCGCGUCCUAUUGUCCGCUAGGUUCAUGGGUGUAUAAUAACGACUACAUAACGCACGAAACGAAUCCUGGUUCCGUAGGUACACCGGAGGCGUGCAUCGAGUUGGUUCGCACGGAGUGUCCGACCGCCAAAAUCGCCAACAUGGGUUCAGAGGGUGAUUGUUGGUGUCAGUAUCACGACGGUUCAGUCACGGAAAUCGUAGCCACCGAUGAAAACAACUGGAUGGCUUGUCUUUUGACUUCUUCUCCCGAUCCAAUUCCAGAUGCGAGUUGGCAUACGUUUGUGGACAAGUGUUUAGACGAAGCUCAUGACACUGGGGAGUGCACUGCUUGGGCGUCUGGUAAUAACUACGGGACGAUGCCGAAUUGGGACACGAGUUUGGUGGAAGAUAUGAGUGGAUAUGAUGCAGAUUCUGUUUCUCGAGGCUUUGUCAGUAAAAUUACAUUUAAUGGCGAUAUUUCGAGGUGGAACACAGGGAAAGUGACUGAUAUGUGGGGUAUGUUUUAUUCCGCUUCUGCAUUCAACCAAGACAUUGGGAGUUGGAACACAGCGCAAGUGACUUCUAUGAGAGCUACGUUUAAUCGAGCUUCUGCGUUCAACCAAGACAUUGGGAAUUGGAACACAGCAAAAGUGACUAAUAUGAUAGGUAUGUUUAAUUCCGCUUCUGCGUUCAACCAAGAUAUUGGGAAUUGGGACACAGCGCAAGUGACUUCUAUGGGAAAUAUGUUUGCUUCCGCUUCUUCGUUCAACCGAGACAUUGGGAGUUGGAACACAGAGAAAGUGACUAAUAUGGAAUAUAUGUUUGAGUCCGCUUCUUCGUUCAACCGAGACAUUGGAAAUUGGAACACAGGGAAAGUGACUAGUAUGUAUCAAAUGUUUACUUACGCUUAUGCGUUCAACCACGACAUUGGGAGUUGGAACACAGAGAAAGUGACUACUAUGGAAUAUAUGUUUGAGUCCGCUUCUUCGUUCAACCAAGACAUUGGGGGUUGGAACACAGAGAAAGUGACUACUAUGGAAAGUAUGUUUUUAUCCGCUUCUGCGUUCAACCACGACAUUGGGAGUUGGAACACAGCGCAAGUGACUGAUAUGGAUUAUAUGUUUUAUCACGCUUCUGCGUUCAACCAAGACAUUUCCUCGUGGACCGGAUCCGCGGCGACGACGGCGCAAACUGAAAUGUUUAGAGGCGCAACUGCGUUUCAAGCGAAAUUUACGUGUACCGACGCCAUCACCGGUCCGGCGAAUUCGUGUGCGAUUCCAAAUUACGAUCAAUAUUAUAUCCUUGCUCAAAACACGUGCGAGUCGGAAGGUUACGUGACCAUCCUAAAUCUGAACCAGUGCCGCAUCGCUGGACGCGAAUUGUCCGGCGACGCUUCGAAGGGGUUUGCAGACGAUCAGCCGGCCAAUGGAUACGAUGAUACCGGCAGCGGCCGCACAGGUGGCUGCACUUUCCACAGUGGCAACGUGGACAACAAUCUUCAGUUCUUUCCAUUUGCUACUGGACCGUGUGGGACAGAUACUUUUCAUUGCGUGUGCGGAGCUUUCGCACCAAUUCCAGACGCGAGUUGGCAUACGUUUGUUGAAGAGUGUUUAUCCGAAGCUCCGGUAACUGGCGAGUGCACUGAGUGGGCGUCUGGUAAUAUUUACGGGACGAUGCCGAAUUGGGACGUUAGUCGAGUGAAUGAUAUGAGUGGCCAUAAUGGAACUGUAGUUCAAGGCUUUGGUGGUAAAAGUAUAUUCAAUGGUGACAUUACGAAGUGGAACACAGAAAGAGUGACUGAUAUGGGAUAUAUGUUUCUUUCCGCUUCUGCGUUCAACCAAGACAUUGGGAGUUGGAACACAGAAAAAGUGCAUACUAUGUAUUACAUGUUUUAUUUCGCUUCUGCGUUCAACCAAGACAUUGGGAGUUGGAACACCGGGCGAGUAGAUGCUAUGCGUGGAAUGUUUUGGUCCGCUUCUGCGUUCAACCAAGACAUUGGGAAUUGGGCGACAGAUAGAGUGGGCGAUAUGGCAUAUAUGUUUCGUGAAGCUUCUGCGUUCAACCAAGACAUUUCUUCGUGGUCUCCGUAUGGGGGCCCAGGGUUUCCCCCUGAAUUUCACUCUGGUAUGUUUUAUGGCGCUACCGCGUUCCAAGCCGCAUUCGAAUGCACCGAUCCCAUUUCUGGUCCGGUGCAAUCGUGCGUUCCUUCUCUUUCUCCGCCUCCUCCUCCUUUUCCGCCUCCAUCGCCAGCUAUUUACAUCAACGGAAUACAGAUUUUCCAAGAUUCAGACGGCUGGAUUUUGUUGCUCGCGUACAAUCACGUCGGCGGCGAAAACAACGAGCUCGUUUCCGGGAAGGCGCCGCUCUCGCCCACCGAAAGUUACUCGCACAUAUGGUUGAACGAUUUAAGCUUGACUGCAGAUGACGUCGACUCAGUUCGCUUCUAUUGCACGAGCUCGGGUCAUUCUCGCGUCGUGCACUUCGAAACGAGCAACAUUUGGGCGAAAUCGGCGCUCGUCACCGGUACGGCGACUGGAAAUAAAUUAUCGUAUUGGACGAGCGGGACGACCAAGUUUAGCGACCACACGGGAGUUACACCAGACCUAUCUGACGAAUUUUGGAGUUCUCUUAUAGAAUAUCCAUUCUUUAAAGCAAGCGAAAAUCAUUGGGCCAUUCGUGGCGAUGGUUCUCGAUGGGAAUGCGACGACGCGCCUUAUCAGACUGGCGCGCGCGACAGAUUCACUACCGUGCAUCAAAUAUGGUUCAAACAGCCACCGCUGACUCCAAUUCCAUCGGCAAGUUGGCACGCGUUUGUUGCAGAAUGCUUAGAACUUGAACCGGAAUAUGGCGAAUGCAUGAGUUGGGAUAAAGUAGGGACAUACGGGACGAUGCCGAAUUGGGACACGAGUUUGGUGGAAGAUAUGAGUGGUUAUGACUCUGAAACUGGAGCACAUCAAGGCUUUGGGUUUUUUAGAACCACCUUCAACGGCGACAUUUCGAAGUGGGACACCGCGCAAGUUACUGAUAUGAGAAAUAUGUUUGAUCGCGCUUCUGCGUUCAACCAAGACAUUGGGGGUUGGAACACAGAGAAAGUGACUACUAUGGAAAGUAUGUUUUUAUCCGCUUCUGCGUUCAACCAAGACAUUGGGGGUUGGAACACAGAGAAAGUGACUAAUAUGGAAAGUAUGUUUUUAUCCGCUUCUGCGUUCAACCAAGACAUUGGGAGUUGGAACACAGCGCAAGUGACUUCUAUGAAUUCUAUGUUUUAUGACGCUUCUGCGUUCAACCAAGACAUUGGGGGUUGGUACACACCGCUAGUGACUGAUAUGGCUUAUAUGUUUUGGUCCGCUUCUGCAUUCAACCAAGACAUUGGGAGUUGGAACACAGAGAAAGUGACUUCCAUGAAAUCUAUGUUUUAUGACGCUUCUGCAUUCAACCAAGACAUUGGAAGUUGGAACACGGCGCAAGUGACUUCUAUGAAUUCUAUGUUUGAGUCCGCUUCUGCGUUCAACCAAGACAUUGGGAGUUGGAACACAGCGCAAGUGACUGAUAUGGAAUCUAUGUUUUAUAUCGCUUCUGCGUUCAACCAAAACAUUGGAAGUUGGAACACAGAAAAAGUGACUUCUAUGGGAUCUAUGUUUGAGUCCGCUUCUGCGUUCAACCAAGACAUUGGGAGUUGGAACACAGAGGAAGUGACUGAUAUGUAUGCUAUGUUUUCUUCCGCGUCUUCGUUCAACCAAGACAUUUCCUCGUGGACCGGAUCCGCAGCGACGUCGGCGCAAACUGACAUGUUUCUCGACGCAACUGCGUUUCAAGCGAAAUUUACGUGCGACGACGCCGUCACCGGUCCGGCGAGUUCGUGCAAUACAAUCAAGAGCACUUGGGUUGCGCCUCCUCCUCCUCCGUCUCCUCCUCCUUCUCCUCCGUCUCCUCCUCCUCCUCCUUCUCCUCCUCCUCUUCCUCCUCCUUUAUCUCCGUCCCCACCGCCGCCGCCGCUCUUUUUAAAGAACAUGCUCGAAGAAACGAGCACGAAAAUCUACGCGCACGACGCUCGUCAAGGCGACAGUUUCGGCACGUCCGUAUCUUUGUACGACAACACGGCUUUAAUCGGAGCUUCCUUGGACGACGAAUCCGCCAGUUUUGAUUCCGGAUCAGUGUACAUCUUCACUCGGGCGCCUUCUCCUGCAAACGCGUCGAUUAUCGUGUGGACGGAGGAAACAAAACUCCGCGCGAGCGACGCGACGAAACACGCCGCGUUUGGUCAAUCCGUCUCGCUUUACGACAAUACCGCUUUGAUUGGCGCUCGUUACGACAAGACACAAGCGCUCGGCGCGGGUUCCGUUUACGUCUUUCAACGCACGUACAGUGACUCAAAUUCUGCGUCUUGGACGGAGCAAACGAAACUGUUCGCCUCGGACUUCAAAGAAGGUCACGAGUUUGGCGUUUCUGUUUCGCUGUACGACAACACGGCGUUGGUCGGCGCUUUAAAAGACGACGACGAGGCGGAAAAAGCUGGCGCGGUCUAUGUUUUCGCGCGAUCAUCUGAAGAAAAGUGGACACAGGCGAGCGCAAAGUUGUACGCCUCGGACGCGAACGCGGGUGAUUUCUUCGGUUCGUGCGUUUCUCUGUUUGAAAAUACCGCUUUAAUUGGCGCGUACUUACAAGACGACGGUGAGAAAUACGCCGCCGGAUCGGUGUACGCCUUUACUCGCACCUCUAUUUCCAGUUUGACGUGGACGCAGCAAGAAACAAAGCUUCGAGCGCCCCUUUCAGAAAUUGGUGGGUACUUUGGCGUUUCCGUCUCGUUAUACGGCGAUUCCGCAUUAAUUGGAGCGCACGGAAAAGACGACGUGGAAUCCGACGCCGGCGUUGUGUACGUGUUUACGCGCUCUCCCGAUGGAUCGUCAUGGACGCACCAGCUCAAACUAUCCGCCUCUGACGCCGCUGAGAACGAUCACUUUGGGAUAUCCGUUUCCUUAUACGGCACUACGGCGUUGAUUGGGGCUCGAUUUGACGACGAUAAAGGCGUCAACGCUGGGAGAGUUUACGUGUUUGAAGCGUCCUCCGAGCCGGCGGCGCCAUCGCCGCCGCCGCCUCGACCCGAGUUUUAUCUCGUCUUGGAUGGCGUGCAAGCGCACUGGGACGCUUCCGAUCUUUCGUCUCUCAAUGACGCUGCGACGUUGAGCUCGAGCGAUUGGGUAGACAAAAGCGGAAAUGAGCGCGGCGCGCUCGCUCCUUUGGGGACGGUGACCUAUCAAGCGACUGGUUUGAGCGAUACGUACCCGUGUUUGUAUCUCUCCGGGUCGAGUACCGGAUUAGAUACCGGCGGAGGAACGAACUACGUUCGGCAAACGAUAGUGAUGGUAUUUCGCUGGGAUGAAUGUAACUGUCUUGGGACAUGCGGUGAAGCUGUGCACUAUUUGUGGGAUUGGCGCGAUGAAUGGGGUUUGAGUUAUCUCCACGGCAAUCAUCAUAAUUCAGGAAGUUCCUCGGGGCCGUGGCAAAAUGGCGCGCGCUGGAUCAACGCCGAAGUAAAGAACAACUUCGACACCAACCAGUGCGCGUUCUUUCAAGGCACGACGUACCACGCCACCGAGCCUAUCGUGAUGAUUUGGGAAGCCGAGAGCCCGAAUACGGGCGAUGAUAUGACUUUAUUCGCUAAUUACCAAAAUAGCGAGAACGUCAGAGCGCAAGUCGCCGAGAUUCAAAUUUACGAUUCGUCGUUGUCGAAGUACGACAGACGGUCUCUCGAGUGCGGAUUGGCUGAAAAGUGGGGAAUUUCGGACGUUUCUGCUAAAUGCGAAGCGUCACCGCCGUUAACGCAAUCCGAAAUGUUGGAAACCAUGUACGAAGACGACGACGGCUGGCUUCUGUUGCUCGCGUACAAUCACGUCGGCGGCGAAAACAACGAGCUCGUUUCCGGGAAGGCGCCGCUCUCGCCCACCGAAAGUUACUCGCACAUAUGGUUGAACGAUUUAAGCUUGACUGCAGAUGACGUCGACUCAGUUCGCUUCUAUUGCACGAGCUCGGGUCAUUCUCGCGUCGUGCACUUCGAAACGAGCAACAUUUGGGCGAAAUCGGCGCUCGUCACCGGUACGGCGACUGGAAAUAAAUUAUCGUAUUGGACGAGCGGGACGACCAAGUUUAGCGACCACACGGGAGUUACACCAGACCUAUCUGACGAAUUUUGGAGUUCUCUUAUAGAAUAUCCAUUCUUUAAAGCAAGCGAAAAUCAUUGGGCCAUUCGUGGCGAUGGUUCUCGAUGGGAAUGCGACGACGCGCCUUAUCAGACUGGCGCGCACGACAGAUUCACUACCGUGCAUCAAAUAUGGUUCAAGAAAAAACAAUAG
Molecule: messenger RNA, 11229 nt
Organism: Bathycoccus prasinos
Lineage: Eukaryota; Viridiplantae; Chlorophyta; Mamiellophyceae; Mamiellales; Bathycoccaceae
Exons: 1
Coding region: 1-11229 (3742 amino acids)
Source: RefSeq, a predicted model, not a curated record